Molecule: messenger RNA, 4862 nt
Organism: Dreissena polymorpha
Lineage: Eukaryota; Metazoa; Mollusca; Bivalvia; Myida; Dreissenidae
Product: sushi, von Willebrand factor type A, EGF and pentraxin domain-containing protein 1-like
Exons: 28
Coding region: 130-4308 (1392 amino acids)
Cellular component (GO): extracellular region
Molecular function (GO): chitin binding
Source: RefSeq, a predicted model, not a curated record
UAGAGUUCAUGAAGUAAUAAAAACAAUGCAGUGUUGAUUAUUUGUUGAAUACAAAUACGGAUAUUUCUUCCCAUAAAGGGAGGACAUUUCUUCUCAAACGUUUACGUUAAAGUCGAUGUUGAUGCGAACAUGGGGCGUCAUCUACAUGUCAUACUCUGCAUUCUGAUUGUGCUCGGAGGCGUUCACGCGCUGCCUCAACCUAAGGUUACCGAGUGUCGGUCCAUGAUGGACCUGGUGUUGGUGGUGGACGGCUCGGACAGUAUCACGGCGGCCGAUUACCAAAAACAACGAGAGGCGCUCACGGACCUCGCUAGGCAUCUUCACCUGGGACCCAGGGAGGCACGCAUGGGACUGGUAGUUUACAGCUCAUCAAUUGCUCAGAAAGUUCCUCUGACCGAUGACAGAAACGUAUUGCUUCACGAGACGACAAACCUGAUCCAUCCCCGGGACGGAACGAACACCGCCCUCGGCAUAGCAACAAUGAGACAAUUGUUCAACGAGACGGGACGCCCCGAGUUACCAUGGGUAUGCAUCGUGAUCACGGACGGGCUGAGCAAAGACCCGCCCCUAACCAAGAUGGAGGCCACGCUCGCUAAGGAGAUGGGUAUCAACAUGUUCGCCGUCGGUAUAUCCCAUUUUAUAGCGGAGGAUGAGCUCAAGAACAUUGCCUCGACCCCGGAACAAUUCAUGAUGCUGAAAACCUUCGAUCAGCUGCUUACCUCGCUACAGAAGCUCAUGAAAGUCGUCUGCCCCUGCCCUCCACCUCCGGUCGUUCCCUUCGGGUUUACAGACGACGGUCCACGCUCUAUUGGGUCUGUGCGGACGUACGGGUGUGAACCCGGGUACCAGGCGAUCGGAGACCCGACCAUUACAUGCACGCCGAUGUCCAUCUGGUCCCCACUGAAGUUUUCGUGUCUAGCCUGCCCCGACCCGCCUGUAGAGUUCGGUAAUGGCGUCGUUAUACAGGGCCUUAACCUGCUUGGGUCGGUGCGAGAGUACAAGUGCCGAGAUGGGUUCGCUUCCUCAGAGCCUUUAAUCAGCACGUGUGUGGCCGGGCCCGAGGGUCCGUCCUGGACCACACCAAUCGCCAUGUGCUCAGCUUGCUAUGCGCCAGCUAUCCCGAAGAACGCGCAUCUGCCGGUUCCGGUUACCUCGGGCCAAGUGGGUCAAGUGGUACAGUUCCAGUGCGUGCCGGGCUUCAUUCCCACUGGGCCCGUGGAGACGACCUGCAUCAACAACAAAGGGGUACCAAUGUGGUCCAAUCCCGUGCACAAGUGCAUCGCGUGCGGCCCUCCGCCAAAGGUUGAUUUCAUGGUGGUAAGCCCGGAGGGUGGACAGCUGGUGAACAGUAUCCGUCUUUACAAGUGUAUCCCCGGCUUUCACCCCACUGGGCCCAUCGAGGCGAUAUGCGUGGGAGACAAGGGCGCCACUUACUGGAGGUUCAACGGCAACAAGUGUAUACCUUGUGACAAUCCCCCAAAACUGCCUAACGCCUUGCUGCUGGUCCCCGGUGACAAUCUGGUGGGCACAAUACGCGAAUACCAGUGCCUCAAGGGGUUCCAGCCCACCGGUCCCAUUAAGGUCAUAUGCGAGGCCGCAAACGGCAACGUCCCAAUCUGGACCGGGCCCGAGCAUCAGUGCGUCGCCUGCAUAGCUCCGCCGUUGAUCCAAAACGCCAUCCUGGAUCCGUUGGGAGACACGUUGGUGGGCAGCGUGCGGCGGUACCAGUGUAUGAAGGGUUUCGUGGCGACGGGGCCCAUAGAGGUGGGCUGCAUCACUAGCACCGGGGGGCCAAUGUGGACCGCGCCCGAGAACACAUGCAUUACUUGCACCAAUCCUCCGAUCCUUCCUAACGCUAUCCUCGACCUCAAAGGCGACAACUUCGUUGGCAACCAGCGCUACUACUCGUGCAUGGAAGGGUUCGUACCCACUGUGGCAGGCCCGAUCGUCAUCGAGUGUCUAGCGGAAGUGAUGGAGGGAAAGGGGCGAGCAUUCUGGGGACCACCGUCCCACUUUUGUAUUGCCUGCCCGGACCCGCCUCCGUUGAACUUCGCCCUGCUGGAGAUGGGCGGCUCGAACCUGGUGGGCAGUUCCCGAAAAUACGUCUGUGACAACGAUCACUUCGCAACCGGCCCGAUCAUAAUCACCUGCCUUCCCAGCGGACAGUGGUCAGUUCCCGAACACUCGUGCCUCGCUUGCGGCCCGGUCCCCAAGGUGGCUUACGCGGAUGUGUUACCGGGAAUGCACACUAUUGGCUCGGUGCGCGAGUACGUCUGCCGUCCCGGCUACGUGCCCAGUCAGAAACCAAUCAUCGAGUGUAUACCAGGACCCGCGUGGACACCCGUAGAGUUUGCAUGCGUCGCCUGCCCCGACCCCUACCCAGCUAAGUACGCGGUACUUGAGCCCGGAGACAACCUGGUGGGCUCGGUACGACGGUACACGUGCUUACCCGGCUACCUUAACACAGGGGACAUCACAUCCACGUGCGCCGUGCCACAGGCGAUAACUGCAGGACCAUCAGUUGUCGUCCCUGACUGGUCGACACCAGUGCACUUCUGUAAAGAUUGUGGGGAACCAUUCAUUGUUCCCAAUGCGCAAGCCAUACCUGCAACUAAAACCAUCGGAAGUCAGAUCAGCUACGUUUGCGACAAAGGAUAUGUCCCGUCCGCGCCACCAUAUUCUUUCUGCAUGCAGAAUGCUGAAUGGUCACCUCCAGAAUUUAAGUGCAUCGUUUGCAGCGCGCCGCCUAACGUGGAAUACGCCACGGUUGACGGCGUCGGCGAUGUUCUCGUCGGAAGUCGGCGCGCAUACACGUGUCAGAUUGGUUACGUGCCUACGGGACCUGUUGAAGUCACGUGUUUGCCGGCGCCGGGUGGCGAAGAUAAGUAUCUCCAACCGGUAUGGAUAAUGGAGGUGAAAAACAGGUGCAUAGACUGCGGAAGACCGCCGGAUGUAGCGAACGCUUACUCAAACAUGGGCCCGGUGACCGUUGGCUCAGUCCGCAAGUACGCAUGCGCCGAGGGUUACGAUCUCGUCGGACAAGACGUGAUCACGUGCUUGGGCACUGGACUGUGGUCAAAACCUGAGUUUAUGUGCGCUCUUCGUACAACAACAACUUCCACAACUCCCGCCCCCGUAAAGAAUAACCCUUCUGUUUGCGACGAUUGCCGCAUGUUAAAUGGUGUCGGAUACAUUAACCACCCACUGGAUUGCUCCCAGUUCGUACAGUGCUUCUACAGCGCCCAUGGAGGCAUAGAGGCGGUGUACAAGCCGUGCUCGUUUGGUCAGUUCUGGGACCAGUCCAUGCUUACGUGCAGACCCGCAGGGGACGUCGACUGCCCGAAAGACCGGUGUCUAGACCCAAGACUCCACUCAUAUAAGCACCAUGACAGCCGGAAGUGCUGCGCCUACUGGGAGUGCCAGAACGGCCGCUCGGUGCCUAAGUGCUGCGGGGAGAAUUACCGAUAUGUGGGCGGCAAGGGCUGCGAGUACGAUCCUACCUGUGAGUCUGAAUGUCCAUGGGAGGACAUGUUUCCGGAAUGCGAUAAGCGUCCGUUGGUUGAUAUUUCGUCAUACGAGCAGCACAUUGGUGACGGUUUCUGGUUACGGAUGCCGUGCGCUCCCGGAACCGCCUUCAACGUCCUGGACUGCGACUGCACGCUGCACAUCGGCAUAGUACCAGGAUAUGUGUGCCGCCCUGAGCUCCUUAUCAACUUUGACGAGAACAGCAAAACACUGGACAAGUCCGGUAAAAACGUUUACGUUAUCAACGAAGGGGUCGUUCCCUGGCAGGGCGGCGGAUUCUUCAACGGAAGUUCCCGCCUCCUUAUUAACCGCUUUUCCAACACCGCCUUCCACGGAGACCUUGUGAUCAAGUUUAGAUACAAGGAGAAACUCGACGUCCCUACGGGCAAAUCUCUUCAGGCGCUUGUUACAAACGGUGACUGCGGAGACGACCCAUCGAUCAUCAUUGCCAAGAUGCCGGGCUUCGUGCUGUGCGGGGCAAAGACUAACGUGCCCAAGUCCUUCGCCCUCCCCACCAUUGACAAAGAAUGGAAGGAAGUGAUCUACAUCCACAACGAACAGAAACUGGAGGGGAAAGUGUGCGGUGCUUCAUACAACAAAUGGUCGCUAGGUCCCAUACAAGCAACUCAUUGCGGAUUGCAGAUUGGAUAUGGAACGAAACUUGCCAACUUUGUGGGUCUUAUGGACGAUAUUUCCGUCUAUCAAUGCCGCCCACCGGAAGACGUGAUCAACGUGUACGGCGGACGUCUGCCGCAAGUACCAAUCGCUAUGACGGUCCACUAACACGAUGUCUGGAUUCUUCGACAACGACGUAAUCAACAAAUAUAUACCUCGUGCUUACUGUUAACGUUCCCGUAAAUGUGAAGUCAUGACUGCUUAACUCUUGGCAGCUACAAACUUGCAUGGUCGUCUUACUAUUUUUCGUUAACAAAUUGUAAGAUAACGAAAGCUUUUAAACUCGAUCGUUUUGUCUGCAGAUAAAGCAAACACAUUUUUAAGAUUGAAUAACCCUACUUUCUUUAGAUAAUGAUAUGUAAGAGUCUGCUUAAACUUGCAAAGGACAUGUGUCAUGUUUAUCCAUUUCAAAAUAAUGGCAGUGGAAGAUGAUACUAUUAUACAAAAAUACAUAAAUAAACAGCAUGUUUACAAGUAUUGGUUGCUUCCUUUAUUUAAAUAACAAAACAACUAGUGAACGUGAGGAACUCAUAUGAAGGUAAAUUAAGCUUUUUACUAAAUGAUGUAUCAGCAAAGCAGUAGGCUUUUCGCGAAUUGUUUUUUUGAAACCAGCAUGUUUGCCAAGGCACUGUAGGCGUUCGAUACUGGUGGAAGUGCGAGCU